Messenger RNA from Labeo rohita (rohu), 7252 nucleotides. RefSeq names its product methyl-CpG-binding domain protein 5-like. Gene Ontology annotation, molecular function: chromatin binding; DNA binding. The transcript is spliced from 10 exons. Gene Ontology annotation, cellular component: nucleus; chromocenter. The record is from RefSeq and is a predicted model, not a curated record. Lineage: Eukaryota; Metazoa; Chordata; Actinopteri; Cypriniformes; Cyprinidae. Bases 737 to 4717 code for a protein of 1326 amino acids.
CACAGCGGAGCUCCAUCUUUCCAUCCCGAGCGCAGAAGAGCAGCGGAUGUGUUGAUGCUUUUGGCCGUUUUGUUUUUAUUUUUAAACGGCGAGAGUCGAUGUGAAACAACCCCGAGCGGACUCCUCCUCCGUUAUUAUCGUCCCGGGAGCUUCCAGCCGACAGAAAUGCGGCGUGUGGCGGGUGUUAUGAGGUAGAUUGAGCCGCUGCUGCUGCGCUUCGGCCGCGGCGACACAUUUGAGUGUAAAUCCGCUGCAAGAGUGUUUCCGGCCCGCACGCGAGCAGGAACCAUGAGUUUGCGAGAGCUGCCGCUAAACGGUCCACGAUGAGCAGAACAUCUGAAGAUCGUGGCACGCGCUGUCCGCUGUAAAGACGCGACGCCUGACCCGGACCCGCGGGUCCCUCCGCCUGCUGGGAGCUGCAACUCCUUCCAUGUGUCCAGUCAUUUGAGGUGCUUUUAUGUCCAGAUCAGAAGCGCUUUCGGACUUCUUUCUCAUGGCUUUGAUUGGUCAGACGCUAGCAGCGGAGUUCCUGUCUGCGUUGAGUGGCAAAGUAAUGAGGCCCUUUCUCUGGGCUGCGCUGUGAGCCCGUCUCGCCGCGGUCCGGCCCGCAGAUCCUCUCCGCUUUCAGGAAAGUUGUGCUCCGUCUUCCCUCUUCUGAGCGUCAGAAUGAGACAUUGUGUCGGGACAGAGAAGAGCGCGUGAUCUCUCGCGAGGAGUUUUGAACCGGUCCAUAAAAAUGAAUGGAGGAAAAGAACGGGAGGGCUUCGAGGGCAGAGGUCAGCUCGCCCAGGUGCCCAUCGGCUGGCAGCGCAAGGUGGAGGCCACGGGUGUCCUUUAUAUCAGUCCGAGUGGAUCAGUGCUGUCCUGCCUUGAGCAGGUGAAGUCGUACCUGCUGACCGACGGCACCUGUAAAUGUGGUCUGGAGUGUCCUCUCAUCCUCCCCAAGGUUUUCAAUUUUGAUCCUGGUGCGGUGGUGAAGCAGAGGACUGCGGAGGAUGUGAAGGCCGACGAGGAUGUUACGAAGCUUUGCAUCCACAAGAGAAAGCUGAUCGCAGUGGCGACGCUGCAUAAGAGCAUGGAGCUGCCGCCUCCUUCCCUGACGCUCACCAGUCCCGGUGGAGGCACAAGUGUGACCUCCGUGACCCCUACCGCACAGCCUCGAGCAAUAAGGAAUAAGACCCACGAGGGCCAGCCAGAAUGUAAGAACCCGUUCAAGGCGAUGAUGGCGGCGGGGCAGCGGCACUUCUCUCCGGAUCUGUGCGGCCCGCAGCAGCAGGACGUUUUCCCUGCGUACUCACGGCAGAGGCUGGCCAGCGGUGAGCCGGGGCCCAAGUCCCCGUACCGCGGCGGGCACGGAGGCAUGCUGAGCCCUCCCUCGCAAGCUUUCGGGGACGGGUCUCUGUCCCCACGAACAGACGCUAUCGGCAGUCCCGACGGCUUUGUGCGCAACAACCCCUGCGGCUUCCAGGGGACCGGCAGUCCCGGCGCCAUGCACGGCAACAGCCGUAUCCCUUUGUCUUCUCCUGGGGUCAUGAUGCACGGCUCGCCCGCCGCCCAGUCGUCCUGCGUCAUGGCUGGAAGGACUAACAUGCCUCUGUCCCCCCCAGUCCCCAACAAGAGCCCCAUCAUGAAAAAGCCCCUGUGCAACUACCCGCCCAGCAUGGACUCGAGCAGGACCGUGUUUCACCACAAGGCCCCGUCGGCUCCCGCCCCGCCGCUGCCGCCUCCCUGCGCGCUGCAGAAUAAGCAGCUGAGCUCCGAGAAAGACCCUCUUGGCAUCCUGGAUCCGAUUCCCAGUAAACCCAACCCCUCCGCUUUCCAGCCCAGCGCCCACUCUCAGGUACCAAUGAUGAAUGUAAACAUCCCUCCCGCCAUCGUCCCGCUGCCGAGCAACCUGCCUUUGCCCACGGUGAAGCCGGGGCCGGUGGGUCACAUGCAGAGGACUCAGCACGGUGCGGCUGCCUCCAUCUCCCCGUCGCCCGUCACCUCUCCCGUGCACAUGUCUGGGCCCGCCUUGGGCCGCAUGGAGGUGUCUCCGCAACGCUCCCGCUCCUCGUCCACCUCCUCCGAACAGGGGAGCUUUGCCGUUCCGCCGUGCGGCAGUAUGAAGGUGCCGCCGCGCUCGCCCAGGUCCUCCAUGAGUUCGCCCCGACCCGCUUUGCCUUCCAGCCCGUCUGGCAAAGCGGACGGUCUUCACCAGUACAAAGAAAUGCCCAGCCAGCUGCUGGCCGGGAUGAGCGGUCAGCACAACCCCAUGUAUCCGCCCGCCUCGGGCGGCGCCGCCCCGCAGAAGGAGCACCCGGGCCUGUUGGGAAUGCCACUGAACCAGAUCCUUAACCAACACAACGCUGCCUCUUUCCCUGCCAGCAGUCUCCUCUCAGCGGCCGCCAAAGCACAGCUAGCAAAUCAAAACAAGCUUGGGGGCGGCGGCGCUUGCGCGGGAGGGGUGGGGGCGAGCGCGGGGGCGCCUGCCGGGGGGCUCUCUUGCCCGGAUGCCGGCAGGCCUGUCGAAGGCCACAAUACUCUAAAUCCCAUGUUGCCACCCAACCCUGCCAUGAUGAUGCCCGGCGGCGAGGGCCAGAGCGGACGUGCGGCUCUUCGGGACAAGCUCAUGGCGCAGCAGCGCGACCCUCUCCGCAAGCGCAAGCAUCCUCCAAACGCUGCCAACCACGACAACGCUUUCUUCAACAUGACCGGCAUGAGGACGCCCUGUCCUUCCGCCGAGCAAAUGAGAAAAACCUCCCGACUGCCCUCCAAUACGUCGAUGGCUCAGUUGCUCCAGUCUCUGAGCAACCACAGCUCCCACAUGGCCCGGGGCAGAAACCCAAGCCUCGCGAGUCCUGGCCGCGCGCACUUUGGCGACGGGGGCAUGGCGUCCGGGGCGGGGCCUCCGAACGCGCAGGUCCAGCAGCGGCUGCACGGCCAGACCGAGGCCAUGCUCUGCCCCAGCGCGGAGUCUACGGCACACGCGGCCCAGGGCCAGUACCCGGGCAUGAUGAACCAGAUGCAGGCGACAGUGAUGGGAAACUGCGGACCCGUAAACCAAAGCGGGCCGCUUCCUCUCGGAAACCACGUGAUGGGACGCGCGAGCGCUCGCUUUCAGCAGCGCGUCCAGCCGAACGUCAACUGCAUGCUGCCCGGCGGCGCCGAUGCCGGCUGCUCGCAGCCCAUGACUGACACAGGUGAUGCGGCGUCGCUGAGCUGCAGCAUCGGCAACACUCCUCAGAUGGGCGGCGUGAUGGCGGCCGCAGGGCACGUGUACCACCAUCAUCAUCAUCACCACCACCAGCAGCAGCAGCUGCACCCGGCUCUGCAGGGCAUGCACGGGGUCUCCGCUUAUCCGAGCCAGGGACAUUCCUUUGCAACGGCUCCUUUUACAGACAGUAACGUUCCCAACUCCAACAGCUUGCCUUGCCUGUACCAGGAUUAUCAGGGCUGCAUGCCUGACGGCGGCCAGCCUGCUAUGACCUCUCAUUCUGGAGACGCAGGCCUGUACCGAGAGGCUCCGCAGAAGCUGCAGGGGCAGGGUGAGGUUUCCAUGGCGGGAGCGUCCGGAGGCCAGAGUUCGGUGGAGUCGGUGGAUGCGAUCUACAGAGCGGUGGUGGACGCCGCCGGCAAAGGCGUGCACGUAACCAUUACCGCCGGCGCGAGCGGCAGCACGCAGGCGAGCCCCGUCCCCGCGCUCAGCGCCAUGAGUGCCUUCACCGCCUCCAUCGGCCAGCCGCUCAGCCUACCUCACGCCGUCAACGCGGUCAUUCACGCCCCGCGCGGCUCCGAGGGGACGGAGCCCCCGUCGCAGCCCCUGCGUGUCCGACCGCCACCCAACCGCACGCGCAGAAGCUCCGAGCACGGCAAGAACACGCCCGACGGCGCGGACGCGCACGAGUAUUUCCGCUCGCCUAGCGCCGCCACGCCGCGCCCGCAAUGGGACGAGCCCAACCACGCUCACUGGAGAGGCGAGGAGUUUCUGGAGUGCUCCACCCAGGUGCACAGCAGUCCGUGCAGUAGCAAAGGAGAGAGAAAAACCGCCAUGGAGUGUCCGCCGGAGACGCAUACCCACGAGCCCUCCGACGCACAGACGGACGACAACAACGCUAGCCUGCGGUUUAACCAUCGCGUGAGAGAGCGGCUGGAGCCGACGGAGCGCUGCGCUCAGCUCAACGGCACGCUGCCUCGCGGCGGCUACGGGGAGCCGCUCAUUGGAGACGACCAGUCGCCCGGCUCCUCCACCAGCUUGGAAGGGCCGCUGCUCAAAGACUACACUCACUUCAACGGGCACUUUAACGGACACUGUGCGCCCAGCCCUUCGGACACCAAGAGUCUCAGCAGCGAGGAGGAGUUGCGGCACCCCGACUCUCCCUCGGCCGAGCUGCUGCACUACAGACCCAGGGCCUUCAAUGUGGGCGAACUGGUCUGGCCCAUCAAAGGUUUCCCUCCCUGGCCGAACAAACUGAUGGGAGAAGAGCAUGGGCACAAUCCCGGCAUGCAACUGUCAGAACAGGCCAAGGUGGAACCAGAGCAGCUGAAAACACUAACACAGGAUCUUCAGGUGCUGGACAGAGCCAGCAAAAAAAACAGGAAGGCGGGAAAGCUGAAUCAUCAUCUAGAAGCUGCGAUUCAUGAGGCCAUGAGUGAGUUGGACAAGAUGUCUGGAACUGUUCACCAGGAUCGUCAAGUCAAACUGCCCAAACCCAAGAGGAGGAAGAUCUCCAGAUAACAGCAGCGUCAGGCAUCAGUGUCUCUUUCUUUCCUCCUCUCUCUCUGAUCGUGGUGCUACACUCUAGCAGACGGCUCAUCGUGGCCCCGCCCUCAUCCAGUGACUGACAGGUGCUGGAUCAGCCAAUUAGAAAAGGCAGCAAAUACAACUUGCUGAAGAACUAUUUUUUUCUAGUGUACAAGGAAAAAUAUCAAAAAAGAAAGAAAGAAAAAAAACGGAAGAAAUUACUGCAUUUAAGAACACAGACAGUCCAAAUAUUUCUGAUAUGUUUUCAAUGUGUAUAUAGACAAUACAGAAAUUUCAUGGUAAAAACAUGGGAAGAAGUGUAAAUACUGUAGGAUAAUGACAUGUACAAGCCAACUCAAUGCACACUUUAUCUUCAGCUGUACAAAACACAAAGCAGAAAUGUCUCGUCGGCCCAUAAGGCCCUGUGACAUUACAAUGAAUAAGAGUCAAUCUGAGACUUUUCUGAGCUUCAGUUUGAGUUGUAUUUUGAGUGUGUGUGUGUGUGUGUGUGUGUGUGUGUGUGGGUCAGAGUGGACUUCACCAGCUGAAUGGGUCAGAUGCGGGUUUGACUCGAGCUUGUGGGCUUCUAUGUAUAGUUCAGGUCUUCCAGCACUAAACACUACUACAUGAAUAUGUUUCUAAUUGUCCCUUGUCAUUUUGUUGUGUUUUCUGUCUUUAUACGGUUAAAUUGGUCUCUCCUUUGUGGUUUUGUGGUAUUUAAGUUAGACAGCACUGGUAUGUGAGGCUUCAUACUGUAAUGGCCAACAAAGAGGAAAACUAGGGGCCUUAUAAUGUUUGUUAUAAAUGAUGUUUGGACUCCCUGUUUACUUGACGUUCAGUAAAACUUGGCAAUAAUAAUACGGCCCUGCGCACAUACUCGCUAAAGCCUUAUACUCGUGUACACACACACCCUUCAGUAUUAUUCCGUUAAAACACAGUGUUUCUUUGCCUUUGGAGUUGCACUCAGUAUUUUCUCUCUUUUAACGAUUUACUCGUCAAGAAAUUAACAGUACUGUUGGAAAUCUUCAUUCCGUUGUCCACUUAAUGAUGGAAGUUCAAGUCAAAUCAGUAAUGUCAUAAAAUUAGACUUGCUCUCAUGAAGAGCAUCAGGAGCUCAUGAGAUCACGUGACCGGCCGAACACCAAUCACUUUAUCUCAGUAACAUGGGAAAGGGAAAAUGCUGUCAGUAACCGCAAACUUUGUCUUUUGGCGCUGCAUCCACACGUCAGGAGUCAGGAUCGGUCCGAGAGCAGGAACAUAUCAGCCAGCCUAGGUCAAAAAGCACCGAGCGCAUCGCAGCGUGUUAAUAAUGUGUCGUUGCGUUUGAGUGCUGCAUUAUGGGAAGACACAGAUGAGCUGUAGAUUUGUUGAAUCUCAUACAGACUCAGGAAAGUCCUGCUAUCAUUCAGAUUUAAAUUCUAAGAGGAGUUUGUGGCAAAUGUCACUGCGGUGAGAGGAGUUUGAGUUUGUUUUUGUCUCCGUGUCCGUUAUACUUUCAUGAACAUGCGAUCAGAAGGGUAAGAAAACGGCUGUAGGACUGAGGGGAAAGUUUAGGGGUCGUAGGAACAGGUCAGAGGUCAGCGUCAGGCUCGGGGCAGGUUGUACAGAAUCACUGGAGCACGGUGCAAAUCUGCCAGUAACACUAACUCAAUGUGAAGAGCUGAUCGAAUUAUUUCCGUGUGUAAACUCUAUAGAUACGUGUGGGAUUUUACAGCACAUUGCUGUGUGAAACACGCUCUCAUCAGUUUGCAUCUGUUUGAAACUCUAAACUUGGGCAGAUUAAAUAGCAGCUAUUGGCUGUUUUCUCUCCCUGUUACCGAUCUUUACAGAAAUUUCACUACAAAUUGAAGUGCAAUAUUUCCAUUCAGCGGAACUGAGAACUAUAUCAGCGCAAAUAUUGUUGGCAGUGGCGUUCCAGAGGUGAAAUUGUUCAAGUCCCGUGAACAGACUCAGUCGGACGGACGGCUCGUGCGUCUCUGCUGGUGAAGUCGGCUCUGUUGUCAGUGCAAUGCUGCGGCUCUGUGUUCAAAGUCUUACUGUUCAAGGUCAAAAUCAUUUUGUGUUCAUGUGCUCAGUGUUGCCCGAAACAUUUUCCAUUUCAAUUCUUGAGUCCUUUUCUUUCAUUUCCUGUGUGUGCGCGUGUGCGCGUGUGUGUGCGUGUGUACGUUUUUAUUUUAUUCUCUUUGCUUGCUAUUUUAUGAUUGGUAUCUGACUGGUAUUACAAACCUUUCUGAUGUCAGUUUUUUUUUCAAUACGUAUCUGAGUAUAUAUUUUCUCACCAGUAUGUACUUUACAGCAGUCGACUUUGUAAAGUAUGUUGUGCACUUGAUUAUGUUUGUUUCUGAUAGCUUUGAUGUGGCUGUUAGGCUUAGUUUGUUAAAGUCCAUAAUUUCUUAUUGUUUCAUUUGAUUUUUUUUUAAGAUGUCCUAAACAGCAGUUUUGUAAAUAUUGUGAACAUUACAGGUCAUGCUGUGAUGUGACAUUGAAAUGAUGUUGCACCAAUGUUUCAAUUAAAACCUGGUCACUAAA